AUGCUAAAACCUAUAAAUGGUUUGCUCUGUUUUGUCAAUAACUCCUUGGGUUCUGUUCUCAUCUGCAAUCCUACUACCGGAGAAAAAACUUCGUGGAUCCAAACAACCUCAGGAAAACUCGCAUAUGAUGAAAAAGUCGUUUGCUGCGAAUGUGAUUUUGGAUUCGGGUUUCACAGGCCCACCAAGGAACACAAAGUCGUCUGUGUUUAUUCUAUCAUCAGAGAAGUUGAGCAAGAUGUUAUGAGUGAAGAAACUAUUUGUGAGGUUUUGACAGUAGGUUCAAAUACAUGGAGAAGGAUGGACGAAGGGCCAUUUUACAUGGUUGUUACUGGGGUACGAUCUGUAUACGUGAGUGGUUUUAUAUAUUGGAUAGGUUAUUCUAAACCCAUGAUUGAUCAUCUAUUCAUAGUGGGAUUCGAUGUUGGUCGUGAGAAGUUUAGUAAAGUCAUCUUACUCCCUAAUCUCAUAGGCAAAUCCGGUCCUAAGUUGGUAGAAGUUGAUGGCCAUAUCUCUGUACUAGACAGAGAAAGCGACAAAGUCACCUUGUGGAUUCAUAAUGAUGACGGUAAUGAUGACGGCAAUAAGUGGAUUCAAGAGAUAAUAAAGAUGCCUUAUACUUUGGAUGAAGAUUCAUAUUUAGCUUUCGAAGCUAUCAAUGGUACAAACAUGAUAAUCCUCAAACCCUUUCGUCGACACCAUGUAGAGUUGGAAUAUCUUUAUUAUUACGAUUAA
Messenger RNA from Papaver somniferum (opium poppy), 732 nucleotides. Its product is annotated as putative F-box protein At3g24580. The transcript has a single exon. The coding region runs from base 1 to 732 and encodes 243 amino acids. Lineage: Eukaryota; Viridiplantae; Streptophyta; Magnoliopsida; Ranunculales; Papaveraceae. The record is from RefSeq and is a predicted model, not a curated record.